Neoarius graeffei (lesser salmon catfish) is the source of this 3363-nucleotide messenger RNA. It is a transcript of the gene fbxl17, whose product is annotated as F-box and leucine-rich repeat protein 17. Gene Ontology annotation, biological process: G2/M transition of mitotic cell cycle; regulation of cell cycle; entrainment of circadian clock by photoperiod. Gene Ontology annotation, molecular function: protein binding. The transcript has 10 exons. The coding region runs from base 272 to 2062 and encodes 596 amino acids. Gene Ontology annotation, cellular component: cytosol; SCF ubiquitin ligase complex; nucleus. The record is from RefSeq and is a predicted model, not a curated record. Lineage: Eukaryota; Metazoa; Chordata; Actinopteri; Siluriformes; Ariidae.
UCUUAUACGAGUGCACUAUUAUGUUGAGUGUUAUAUAUAACGUUGUAUGCGCCCUAUGUAGUGCAUUACAAGAGCAAUAGGAGCAAUUUGGGUUUCAGCCCGAAGUAGAGAGUUGACACACCGUUAAGACAGAUAUAUGUUAUUAAGACUGUUAUUAUUUGCGUUUUAAUGAAUACUUUUUAUAUGUUUGUCCUGUGCAGGCGGAUUAUGAGAACGCGGGACGGAGGCGCUCCAACCCGCGGCACCUGCUGAGCCAGUGUGAGUCAUCUAUAUGGGCCAUUUUCUCUCAACAAAUGGCCUUCGCUUGAAGAAGAGACCGCAGUUGCUGCGCAAGAAGAAGAAGAGAAGGAGCUGCUUUCUUCGGGGCCCGUGCAUGCUCUGCUUCUUCAUCCGUGGCAGCAGCAGUGACGGCUUUGAAACUGAGUGCCGUUCCGACUCCAGACUGGCCAAGUUGAGUUCGCCUGAGGACUGUGCCAAAUUACUCCUCUCGCCUGCCGAGUUGGCAGUGUGGGAGUGCCAGGGCCGGAGCCUGCUUUCCUCCGUGCCAGUCAGGCUCAUUGGACCACCAGGGCUCUUUUGCACUGAUUACUCGGAGAUGGUGUGUAAGCGCAAGAGUGGCGAGCCACAACCACUGGCUCCAUGCAAGCAGCCGCGCUGCACUUCCCAGGAGACAGCAGAGAGUGAAGAGGAGGAGAAGAAUGCCAGUCAGUCCCUAUUGCCCCAGCUCUGCCCACUGCCUUCCUCAUCAUCAUCUUUCUCAGAGGAGCAGGAGAGCUCAGUCGUGGGGCUUCAGGUGGACUCGGGUCAUAACCUAAGCAAUGCCAAAACCCCUAAUAUCUCCUCUUCGUCCUCUUGCCUUCUCACCCACAGUAGUGCAGCAGAGGAGGGCAAGAGUGCUGAGAUCAUGGACACGUCCCGAAUCAACCACCUACCCUCAUCCAUACUACUCAAGGUUUUCUCUCACUUGUCAGUGAAGGAGCGUUGUCUUGGUGCCUCCCUGGUCUGCAAGUAUUGGCGUGACCUCUGCCUAGACUUCCAGUUCUGGAAGCAAAUUGAUCUUAGUGGCUUGAGACAAGUGAAAGAUGACCUCCUUGUGAAGAUUGCAUCCUGGAAACAAAAUGUGACGGAACUGAACAUCUCAGACUGCCGGAAUGUUGAAGACUAUGGCGUAUGCACUCUAGCAUCUCAGUGUCCUGGUCUGCUGAAGUACACGGCCUACCGUUGCAAACAGCUCAGUGAUGCAUCUCUCUGCGCUGUGGCCUGGCACUGCCCACUGCUGCAGAAAGUGCAUGUGGGAAACCAAGACAAACUGAGUGACCAUGCCCUUAAACAGUUGGGUGAACACUGCCCGGAGCUGAAGGACAUACAUUUUGGGCAGUGCUACAAUGUCAGUGAUGAGGGUCUGAUAGCGCUGGCGAAGGGUUGCCUCAAACUGCAGAGGAUCUACAUGCAAGAAAACAAACUGGUGACUGACAGAUCAGUGCAGGCAUUUGCAGAACACUGUCCAGAGCUGCAGUUUGUGGGCUUCAUGGGCUGCUCGGUCACUUCACAGGGAGUUAUACACCUCACCAGGCUGCGGAACCUGAGUAGUCUGGAUCUCCGGCACAUCUCUGAACUGAACAACGAGACAGUAAUGGAGGUGGUGAGAAACUGCCGGAACCUCAGCUCCCUCAACCUCUGCCUCAACUGGAGCAUCAAUGAUAGAUGUGUGGAAAUCAUUGCCAAAGAGGGAAGAAGUCUCAAAGAGCUGUAUUUGGUUUCGUGCAAGAUUACAGACUAUGCGCUGAUAGCAAUUGGUCAGUACAGCAGUACCAUAGAGACUGUGGAUGCAGGAUGGUGUAAGGAAAUCACAGACCAAGGAGCCACGCAGAUUGCUAAGAGCAGCAAGUCCCUGCGUUACCUGGGCCUGAUGAGGUGUGAUAAGGUGAGCGAGGAGACAGUGGAGAGACUGGUCCUGCAGUACCCGCACAUCGUGUUCAGCACAGUGAUGCAGGACUGUAAGCGAACUCUGGAGAGGGCCUAUCAGAUGGGCUGGAGCCCCAACACUUCCACUGCAUCCUAGCUAACACACACACACACACACACACACACAGAUCUAUACAGUCAUAUCAAUAAAGACGAACUGCUGUUUGCCGCCUUUGUCAGCACAGCUGGUCAAUUUUCAGAGCAUUAACAUUGUGCCGCUGUAACAUCGUGUUUGCAUUUUACUUUAUUAUUAACUUUUUUUUUCCUUUAGAAAACUAUUAUCAUAAGCAGAUGUUAAUAUUUCCAGACUUUAGUCAUCCAAAACAAACAUCUUGCUAGCACAUGAUCAUCAUCCUUUUUCAUGCAACCAUGUGCAAUCUGAGCAUUAGUGUCUGAGGAAUAGUUCAUCUUUUGGAAGUUUUGUGUUCAUCACAACAACUCAUGUACUGUUUAACACCUACCAUAUUCUUCCAGAGUUUUAGUCCAUGAUUUCUGACAAUGAGCUCAUAGAAAUGUCACCUUAAAGUUUACUAACUGCAGUCAAGCCAUUACUUGACUAAACAGAUUUUUUUUAGUAAUGUGUUGAACACUUAUUCUGUUUUUGUCCAAAUCUUAUUGAAGAAACUGAGUUCUUUAUUGUGGAUUUGACUCAUUGAGAAUGUGGUACCUUUUAUGGUACAUUUGUUUCAGUGUGUUUCAGUCCAGUGAAGUAAGCAACCUCAUCACAUAUAAAUCUAACUCAUAGUAAAAACAGCAUAUUGGGGUUGUGAUAUAUAUCCAGGAUUAUAGGGAGUGUUAUGGAAAAGACUCUGUGUUAUGCUAAAAACUCCUAUUCUUCUUUCCUUUCAAAAAUAAUGUUGUUUAACACUUGUGAUAAUGUAAACUGUGGUUUGAAGUUUGUUUUGGCUGUUUAAUGAGAAUUUUUGAAGAGUUCUUCACUAUGGAAUUUUGCAUAACCGUUUAUUAAUAUUGUGCUGCCAGGCUUCUGUAUUUGCCUGCAAUCUGACUGAGAUGUGGAAUGAUGAAACGCUUCCAUUUAAGGUAGAGAUAUUAGAAUUUAUUCACCCUCCUCAUUUCCAUAGCUAGCCUGUGAUGUACUCUUACACAAACAACCACCAGGGUAUUUUACUAUUGUGUCAGAAAUAGCUGUGGCCAGCUCUUGUAGCUGUUGCACUGCAUCAUGUGCUAAGAGGAACCACAGGUCUUAGUUACUGUUUUCCUUUGCUGUACUUAGGGAUUAGAGUCAAUUAAACAAUCCAUUUCUAAUUCAGUAUAGGCUCUUAGACUGUUCAAAUCUAAGUGUGUAUGUUCUGUUCAUGAGUGUGUGGAGUUUUUGAGGCCAGAUUUAAGUGAAUGAGGUGAAUGAAAUGAGGAAUAAAACCCUUUCCUUGUAUUUUA